Cetraspora pellucida is the source of this 942-nucleotide messenger RNA. The record is from the annotation of a GenBank genome assembly. Lineage: Eukaryota; Fungi; Glomeromycota; Glomeromycetes; Diversisporales; Gigasporaceae.
AUGCUGAAUUUUACUAUUCGUCAAGAAGAAAGCGACCAAACACUUAUUAGUUUUCUGAAAAGAAGAUUUAAGACUACUCCGUUAAGCCUAAUUUAUAAACUUUUUCGCACCAAAAAAAUAAAAGUUAAUGGCGAAAAUAUUCGCUAUUAUCAUCAUCGCUUAAAAGCCGGAGAACAAAUUAUCAUUCACGAUAAUUAUCUAAAAACUGCGGUUGCGAAAACCACUAUUUUCCCACUUUCUCAGUCCAAGGUAUAUUUCGAAAUUACUUACGAGGACCCAAACAUUCUAAUUGUUGUCAAAGAGCACGGGAUAACCAUGCUGAAUUUAGAUAAUGAUGUCCGACAUUAUUUAGCCGAAAAGGACCCGACCGAGUAUCGCCGGCAGAUAGAAAAUUUUUUUGUCUUGACGGCAGUGCACCGCCUCGAUAAAUUGACCCAAGGACUAGUUAUUUAUCCCAAAAAUCCCAUGGUGAAGAAAAUACUUUAUAAGGCUAUUAGUGAUAAAAAUAAGAUAACCAAAAAAUAUCUAGCCUUUUGCGAAAAAUUAUCCCGCUCCGACUUGCCUAAUUACAUUAGUGGCUAUUUAGAAAAAAACGAUUCCGAGCACAAAAUGCAAUUUUCCUUAAAUCCUACCACUUCCCAAGUUAAAUUUUGUGCGUUGGAAGUAAAAAAACUCGGACUAAAAAAUGAUUAUCAACAAUUGGAAAUUACUUUACACACGGGGAGAAAACACCAAAUUCGUAGUAUUUUAUCCUAUUUUGGUUAUCCGAUUGUCGGCGAUAAAAAAUACGGAAGUUCAGUAGUCAUGAAUAAUAAAAUCGGUUUGUUGGCCUAUCAGUUAGAAUUUAAUAAUCUUCCCUCGCCGUUAACUUACCUAAACAAUCGAAUUUUUGCUAUUCCCGAAGAAGAAAUUGGUUACAAACAAAGAUUUACAAACCAAUGA